Messenger RNA from Momordica charantia (bitter melon), 1471 nucleotides. Lineage: Eukaryota; Viridiplantae; Streptophyta; Magnoliopsida; Cucurbitales; Cucurbitaceae. The record is from RefSeq and is a predicted model, not a curated record.
GCUGCCACCGCCCGUUUGCAAAUGUACUCCUUUGCUUGAUAUCGUCGCUGUUGUUGUCCUUAAUCUCUCUCACAAUAAUUUUUUUAGGAGAUGAUAUCAGGAAGGGUUUUGAUUGAUGAAGGUUUGAGAUAAGUGGUUGAGGUGGAGCAAACAAAUUUGUGGAGAUUUCUUUGGUGGUCAUAGACCAUUUCAGUGGUGCAACUGCAAAGAAAGUUGAACCUCCGAACCAGCGAUGCAACUUCAACAAAUGCACUGGUGCGAUUUUUGAGCUUCGAGUUUACGAAAUGAUGACUAAUUGAUUCUGGAUUUCACGUAUUCAACUGAAACAUAAGGUUGGUACAUUCAAAACAAUGGUGGAUACUUUAGCUUGGGAUGGAACUAUCUCAUCAAGUGAUUUUUACAAGGCUGCUUCUGCUUUUCUUCGGAGAUGGAAAUUGAUCAACUCUAAUUUUCCUUCAUGGUCAUGGGUUCCAAGUCAGAAACUACAAUGGAUUAGUUCUGAUAAGGUGGAAGGAUACCUAUCUUUGGAGAAAAUAUGCCUUCUGAGGCCACUCGAGGAGAAAGGAGAGUGUUCUGAGGAAAGAGAGACUGCUGGGUACAACAAUGAGUUUCUCGAUGAAGCUACGUUAGUCUCAUCCCCAAGUGAUCACCAAGAAGUACAUUACUAUGAUUUUCACAUUCUGCACUGUGCAUCAUAUGGUGUUCCAAUACUAUACUUUCGUGCUUACUGUAGUGAUGGGCUACCUCUGAUUUUCGAAGAAAUUGAAAAGGACCUUCCAUCACAGUCUAAAGAUGCAUUAUUGGAUUCAAAAUGGACAUUCAUUACUCAAGAGGAACAUCCAUAUUUAAAYAGGCCAUGGUUCAAAUUACAUCCUUGUGGAACCAGGGAAUGGGUGAAGCUACUCUUCCUUGGUGAUGCUUGUGGAACCAGGGCAUGGGUGAACCAGGGAAUGGGUGAUGCUUCUUGGUGUAAGAAUGAAACAAUACCAAUGGAAAGAUAUGUUGCAGCCUGGCUUUCAGYUGUGGGCCAAGUAGUUGGCUUCAAGAUUCCAAUGGAAAUGUUGAAAGAUGACAGCGGCAGUCAGUUGUGAUUCUGGAACAAAGCUAAAAGUACUUUUAAAAACUUUAAAAAUAUCAUAAGAUUGCUUCUAUAUGAAGCACUUAGAUUAAUAUUCUUUUCUAAAGUGUUUCUAGGAAAGUCUUUUAUUUGACAGGGCGUUUGGCCUAUAAUCGGGUAGGGUCGGUUUGGGUAGUCCACCCCGUGUUUGAAGCAUGAGUUUAGCAACAUCAUGCUUUCUGAACCUAACCCGCGGAGCCUAUUCAACCCCAUAGGUUAUACUUUUUUUUUAAUUACAUUAUCAUUUUUCUAUUAUUUUGUCUCAAUUUUAUCAAUCUCGUACCAAAUAUAUGUUUUAUAGUUCAUUUGACACUUUUUCAACCAUUAUUCAAAUGAAAAUCCAUCUUUGUUUUA